AUGUUGGGCCAUCACAGAGAAGACGGAGGAGGAGGAGGAGGAGGAGGAGACAGUGACAAUGAUAAUGAUAAUAAUGGUGGUGGUGCGGCUUAUCCCGCCCCAAGCAGCAUGAUACACCACGGCUUGCCCGCUUCCCGACAGCAAGCGAAACCACAAUGGCCAAACGCCGGACCCUGGUCGAAACCAGACGAACAGACCGACUACUCCUACUACCAGCAGCAAUACAACCAGCGCCAUCAGCACUAUCCUCCCCGCAACUUUCCCGUCCAGAAUCUUCACUCUUACCAAACACGCUCCAACCACCAACGACGACCGUCGAGCUCGCCGAAACCGACGCUCGAUCUAUCACACGACCGCCGACAGAUCCACCCUGACCUCCUUUCUCCUCGCAGCGACUCUUUCUUUUAUAGCUCCCCGAAUGCUCGGCGCAAUCCGGCCUUGACACCGACCGCCUCCCAUUUUCCGAACAGCAGUGCUCGGAUGAGGGCCGAGUCGAACCCCGCGUCGAGACCGCCGCCCAGGUCGGCUUUUCCUGGCCUGUCGUCGAACCCUUUCAUCAUUGAGGCAUACGAACCAGAACCAGAACCUGAACCUGAGCCGACACCGCAAUCGGAGCCCCCAUCGCGGGCGCAUUCUCGACCGCCGAGCGAUGAGCCGCCACGCAAGUUCCCGCUCCUUGCCCGACAUCACGAGCAAAUCGGGGGGGCGAUGUCUCCAGCCUCGAUGAUGUCGCGCUUCGAGUCACCGCCCGGCAGCAGGCGAGGCACACCAACCCCAUCGGAAGGUACUGUCGUGACAGUCGAAAACUUUUCUCGGCCACGGAAGACGAGCAUUCGGUCGCAGCAGUCUGAUGGUGCUUUGUCGUCACGACGGAUGGGGCUGAGUCGCCCGCAGGUGGAGCCGACGCUGGAAGAGUCGGGAGAGUAUCAGAGUGAUUAUCAACAAGUACACGCGCAAUCCCACGCGCCCGGAAAUCCGUGGCCUAGGCUCCGGAGACUGUCUGGCUCGUCCUCACAGUCUUCCAGUACGUUUUCCUCGAUUGCGCCUCGCCCGUCGCAGGAUCAUGCUCCGAGAAGCGAGACUCCGAGAAAUAUGAACGCCCCCAUUGCGGCCUUGGCCGGCCCCUUUGCGAGAUCGGUGCUGGGUCCCAGUAGUAGUGGCACUCAGGCCUACGCUCGGGAAGAGCAGGCGGCACAAGAACAACAACAGCAGCAGCAGCAGCAGCAACAACAGCAACAGCAACAGCCAGUUCAACCUCGCGAGCCACCACCAUGGCUCUCGGCACCGGACGAAACCCUUCGGUCGAGCUUUCGAUCCCAGCUCACAUCCUCCACGGCUCAGGGCACGUUAUUCACAGCGACGGGAACCGAGAGAAACAGCGUUCUCACCAAGGCGAGCAGUGUCGGGGAUCACCAAUCUAUUACUAACAUCUAUGCUCGGGCAAGCUGGUGGCACAACUCCAUCAUUGGAGACGAUGGGCUUUUGGAGGAUGUGAUGGGAAUGUACGAGAGAGGGUUCAACGAUUCGGACAUUGAAAGCAUACGGAAGAGCAUGAGGUUUGCGGACGACGAGGACAUUUUUGCGCAGGCUGAUUUGGACAACCCGAUGCCACGGAGGAACAGCUCGAGGCCUGCAAGCAGCCACCAUUCCGACGCCGACGUGGUGAAGGAGAAGAUAUUGGAAGCGAUGAACGACAGCUUGCCAGCGCCAACUGGCAUCGCGAUUCCGAUGGGCAGUCCGGGUUCGAGACAGUCGGUUCCCAAGUUUAGACAGUCGUUACUGCCAACGAACUCGUUGCCGAAGGAUUUCGGAUUUGGACAGCAUAUCGCGAAGAGAAAUCUGGCUGAAGCCGAAGGGCUGGAGAAGCACGAUUCGGCCAAGUUGGUGGAUAGGGAUGAUGUCCCAGUGCAGCAGGCGGUGGAACGGGAGGAAGAGAGACCAGUUUCGCCCUUGUCGCCUGUACAGCCAGAGCUACCGAUACCCACGAUGCCGAUACCAGCUUCUCGCCCUACAACGCCAUCUCGCGCUCCGCCACCAAUGCCACAGGAACCACCGGAGGAGCCAGGCGCCCGGGACCGGUACGGGUUCCGAAAGGCGGGUCCUAAUGUUUCCCGCCAGGCGUAUGACGCUUGGAACGCCGGUUAUACCGAAUACUUGUCCAGGAGACGCAAGAAGUGGAUUGCCUUUCUCAAGGACAACUCGCUCAUGACGGACCGACCUAUACGAUUCCCGCCACGCAGCACCAAGACGAAGAGAUUCAUCCGAAAGGGCAUCCCGCCAGACUGGAGAGGGGCGGCCUGGUUUUACUACGCGGGCGGGCCGGCGAUUCUGAGCAAGCACCGGGGUGUGUACGAAGAUUUGCUGAGGCGGGCUGCGUUGGAUCCCACCGGGCCGGGGAGCAUGCCGGGGUUGGUGGGGGAGGUGAAGCCGUUGAUUGUGGACGAUAUCGAGAAGGAUUUAUACAGGACGUUUCCUGACAAUAUCCGGUUCAAGCCGCCGCCCAGGCCGGCGCCGCCACCUCCGAGUAGUCCGGUUGGCGGUGAGGAGGGAGAUGAUGCGGUCGAGGUCGAGCCAGCGCCAGAGCCGGAGAUCAUCACGUCGCUCAGGAGGGUCUUGCACGCGUUUGCGUUGUAUAACCCCCGGAUUGGGUACUGUCAGAGUCUGAACUUUCUGGCUGGGUUACUGCUGCUGUUUGUUGAGACCGAGGAGCAGGCGUUUUGGUUGCUUAAUGUCAUCACCAGGGUUUAUCUUCCGGGCACGCACGAGAUGAGCCUGGAGGGAUCAAAAGUUGAUCUUGGGGUUUUGAUGGUGGCGCUCAAGGACUCUCUCCCUAAUGUCUGGAAGCAAAUAGGAGGCGACGAGGACAUGGGACUGGGCGGGGGAGGAGGGGGAAAGAAGAAACCCAAACGAGGCCUCCCCGGCAGCGGACACAGGGCCAACCAGCAGAGCGUGAGCGAUCCUAAUCGGCUCCCUGCCAUAACACUCUGCAUGACGGCCUGGUUCAUGUCUUGUUUCAUCGGGACUCUCCCCAUCGAGACGGUCCUGAGAGUCUGGGACGUGUUUUUCUACGAGGGGAGCAGGACGCUGUUUAGGGUUGCGUUGACGAUCUUCAAGCUGGGGGAGCCCGAGAUCAAGGCGGUGCAGGAUCCGAUGGAGAUGUUUGGGGUUGUGCAGCAGUUUCCACGGAAGCUGCUGGACGCGAACGCGCUGAUGGAUUUGUGCUACAAGAGGCGGAACGGGAUCGGGCAUUUGAGCCAGGAUGAUGUUGAGGAGAAGAGGCAGGAGAAGAGGGAUGGGAUUAGGAGGUGGAUCGCAGAAGAAGAGGAUGACGCUUUUGUCUGA
This is a messenger RNA of Podospora anserina S mat+, 3342 nucleotides long. RefSeq lists its product as uncharacterized. The coding region runs from base 1 to 3342 and encodes 1113 amino acids. Lineage: Eukaryota; Fungi; Ascomycota; Sordariomycetes; Sordariales; Podosporaceae. The transcript has a single exon. The record is from RefSeq and is a predicted model, not a curated record.